Molecule: messenger RNA, 751 nt
Organism: Coccinella septempunctata (seven-spotted ladybird)
Lineage: Eukaryota; Metazoa; Arthropoda; Insecta; Coleoptera; Coccinellidae
Exons: 4
Coding region: 152-538 (128 amino acids)
Source: RefSeq, a predicted model, not a curated record
GUCAAAGCAGAAGAAGUUGGAAGGAGACUUUUACAGUGAGAGAACAGCAUACCGAAACCUCUCUACCAGAAAUAGUUGAGCUGUGAUACCGUGCAUAUUUCCAUAAUUUCACCGCUAUUCUGUCACACUAAGGUUUCGAAAAAAAAACAAUAUGUCGAAGCCAAUUGCAGUUCUUCUGAUAUGUGCUUUCACCGUGAGUGUUGUUUUAGCAAAACCAGCGGGUAAUGAAUUGGACAAUGUCUCAGCCGAUGACACAUCGCUCAACGCAGUGGAUAAUUUGAAAAAUCCAGAAAGCAACUCCGUGAGUCCCGAUGCCAAUCAAAAUAGUGCUUCUGUGCAGAUAACAGGAAUUAGCACGGGGAUUUUAGACUCACCACCUUCCAACAGUGACACGAAUUUCAAACCACAGCGAGCUGGGACUAUGUUCGCAAGAUUCAUCGAUGAUAUUUUCAACAUUCCCAUCACUGUUCUACAAUCGGUUGCAAAACUGAUUACCAAUCCGUUCAAUACGAAGAGCCAGACUCCAGAAAACCAUUGAUUUUGUAGUUUUGAUUGUUGUAUAGUCCCUUCACAAAUGUUUUAUAUAUUUUUGAUAUUGUUAUUUUCAAAGUAUACGUGUAGAUUAAGAGUUUCAAAUUAUAUUGAAUCGAUAUAUAGUUGGUUAGUUCCAAUUUUUGUAUCAUAGUUCACUCAGUAAAACUUCAUUCUGUUAUUCUCGUUUUAAAUUCAAUAAAUAAAAUUGGAAAAUUAA